GCCGAUGCUGGUGGUGGAGGCCUCAAAGCGGCCCACCCUCAGCCCGGCAACGCGCUACAUCAUGACGAAGCAGCUCCAGGACGUGACGGUGGGCGUCUUCUCCAAGUGCGACCUGAGCCACGACCACGACGCGCUGCGAGCGCUGAUCCUGCACGAGCCCUCAGAACCUCGUGGCUCAGAACCUGGCGAGUCGCCAGAGGACCUGGGUGGGGUUCGCCUGAAAUGCUGGGUCGCCAGCAUGCAGGGACCUGAGAAGCUGGGACAGGAGCCGCCCGAGGAGUACAAGACCCACAACUUCGAGCGUGUGUGGAGGCAGCAGAAGAUCGAAAGUGCGCACUUUGCAAACAUCCCCGAGCUGCAGGACCUACAGGAGCGGGGCCAUGCAGGAAUCGGAUGCCUCGUCGAGCAGCUGGACAAGGAGUAUCUCAACCACCUGCAUCGCUCCUGGAAGUGGGACGCCUUCUACAAGCUGCAGACCAAGUUGGACCGACUCCAGUUCGACCUGAGUAUGUUGGGUGUGGUACCAGAAGCCCAGAAGGAGCAAUUGGCAAGUGCCGAGGUGAAAAGGCGCCUGGGCAGCAGCUCGCCCUUUACCAGGGCUUUGUACCAGUCCUUUGUCACGGACGUGCUUCAAGGCGUGCUCUAUCAGAGGAUCCUCUUGAAUCCCUCUUUGAGACCCCCAGACACUGGGCUCUUGCUACGGAUCAUGAGCUUAGGCACCGCCAUUGCGGUAACAAGCACCCAGCUUCGCUGCUACAUGUGCGAGGGCUGCAAGCAGCAGAGCGCCAUCGAUCGGGCGUGUGCGGACGUCCGGACCGUCAUGGACGAGGUGCUGCAGGGGGUCCGCGCUCGUCUGGUGGAGCCUGUGUGGGAGAUCCUCCAAGCAGAAAGCAAGGAGCUGGCAGGAGAGGAGUGCGUCAACAUCGUCACCGGGGGGCCCGCGAGCCUGGCCCUUGAGCCCUUGAAAUCCUUCCCGGAGGCCAUGUGGUGGAAGAGCUUGCAGCAGACGCUGAGAGACCAGCCCAUCAUCCAGCUCAGCAGCUACGCCAUGUACACCGAGGCCAUCAUGGAGCGGUGCGAGAAGCUGUACGCAGAUGCUGUACAGCGGCUGCGGGCGAAGAGCGAGGAGCUCUUGAAGCGACUCGGAGAUCUCGAUGCUCCGUCUCCUUGGGUUCAGGUGCGCGCACGAUUUGGGCCCGAGGGCGAGGGAGGCUCCCGAAGCAAGGUGGUGAUGUGCUGCCAGGCGGAAGAUUUCGCAACCGCGAUUUACACGCUUUUUCUCCGGCACAUCCCAUCGCAAGAUCAGCUCGCGAAUUUGCACGAAGGCAUUCCCGUGGGCGCAGAGCGCGCACAGACCCGCUCGAAGGUUGAGAGUCUCAACGCCGAGAGGGAGAAGGUGCUCGAAGCCGUGGGAGGCAUCCGCGAAGCGCUCUCCAUUGACGACCCCGAGUUUGCGCUCAUCCAGCAGAAGUACGAG
Messenger RNA from Symbiodinium natans, 1477 nucleotides. The record is from the annotation of a GenBank genome assembly. Lineage: Eukaryota; Dinophyceae; Suessiales; Symbiodiniaceae.